UCAGAAACUGAACUCUCAUCAAUCUGUGGAGUGUUUGGUGUUUCUAUCUGUGUGUGUUCAUACGGUGAAAUGGCAGAAGCGAGUAUUUCAGACGAUCACUUCAUGUGUUCAGUGUGUCUGGAUCUACUGAAGGAUCCAGUGACUGUUCCCUGUGGACACACUUACUGUAUGAGAUGUAUCACAGACUGCUGGAAUCAAGAAGAUCAGACGAGAAUCUACAGCUGCCCUCAGUGCAGACAAACCUUCAGUCCAAGACCUGUUUUAGCAAAGAAUGUGAUGUUUGCUGAGAUGAUGGAGAAACUGAAGAAGACUAAAGUCAAAUGUGCUGUUUCUGAUCAGUGUUCCUCUGGAGCUGGAGAUGUGGAGUGUGACGUCUGUACUGGAAGAAAACACAAAGCCAUCAAAUCCUGUCUGCUGUGUCUCAACUCUUACUGUCAAACUCAUGUUGAGCAACACGAGAAUCUCUUCAGAGGUCAAAGACACAACCUGAUAGACGCCACUGCACCACUUCAUGACAUGAUCUGCCCUCAACAUGACAAGAUUCUGGAGAUUUACUGUCGCACGGAUCAGAAGCUUAUAUGUACUCUGUGUAUAGAUGAACACAGAACACAUGACACUAUAUCAGCAGCUGCAGCAUGGACGGAGAAACAGAGUCAGUUUGGAGAAACAAAGAAUAAAGUUCAGCAGCAGAUCCAGAAGAAACAGAAAGACCUUCAGAAGAUCAAAGAUGUUGUGGAGUCUCACAAGCGGUGUGCACAGACAGCAGUGGACGACUGUGAGAUGAUGUUUACUGAACUGAUCUCAUCCAUUGAGAGAAGACGCUCUGAGGUGACACAGCUGAUCAGAGAUCAGGAGACGGCUGCAGUGAGUUCAGCUGAAGGACUCUUGGAGCGACUGAAGCAGGAGAUUGAUGAUCUGAGGAGGAGAGACGCUGAGCUGGAGAAGCUUUUACACACACAACAUCACAUCCAUUUGCUGCAGAGUUUUCAGUCUCUCUCUGCACCUCCUGAAUCUCCAGACGACAUCAGUGGGACUUUCCUCUUUUCUUUUGAUGCUGUGAGAGAAUCUGUCCGUCAGCUGAGAGACAAACUGCAGGAUUUCUGCACACAGCACAUGAGAAAGAUCUCCGACACACACACCAACACUGUCCCCAGGAUCAGAGACUACUUCCUUCAAUAUUCUCUUCAGUUGACUCUGGAUCUAAACACAGUGAAUAAACACCUCCAUCUGUCUGAGAACAACAGAGAGAUUACACACACUUACACACAGCAUCAGUAUCCUGAUCAUCCAGACAGAUUUAAUGAUGUGUAUCAGGUGUUGUGUAGAGAGAGUGUGUGUGGACGCUCUUACUGGGAGAUUGAGUGGAGUGGUGGUGUUGUGUUUAUAUCAGUGUCAUAUAAGAGCAUCAUGAGGAAGGGACGGGGUCAUGAGUGUGAGUUUGGAUGUAAUGAUCAGUCCAGGAGUUUGAUCUGUCGUGACUCCAGUUACUCAUUCAAACACAAUAACAAACACACUAAACUCUCUGUAAAGAUCAGAUCUGAUAGAAUAGGAGUGUAUGUGGAUGAGAGAGCAGGAAUUCUGUCCUUCUACAGCGUCUCUGACACAAUGACCCUCAUCCACAGCAUCAGCACCACAUUCACUCAACCUCUCUAUCCUGGAUUUACUGUCUGGUCUAAUUCAAAACUGAAACUCUGUGAUCUAACAAUGUAGAUAAUACAGAAAUUAAACAAAUCAAAUCAUAUUUUAUAAAAAAUAAUCAAGUAUACAUUUGACAUCUGGUGAUAAUUCAGUGGUUGAUGUUAAAAUGUAAAAGUCUGGAUUAAACGUGAGUGAGUGAAUAUUUGAAGAAAAGAUUGUAAUAAUUAGACUUUAUUUUGUGUAAUUGAUGUUCAUGAUGUGAUGAUUUCCAGAGGUUUGAUUCAUUGAUGUUGUUGUGAAUGAUUGUUUCAGCACAUAUAUCAUCAUGUGUGUGUUUGUCUACUGUAGAAUCACAUCGAUGCUGAUAAAGAGUCCAACAGCAUCACUGUCAGUGUCAUAUUGAUGUUUUAAUAAAGAC
Molecule: messenger RNA, 2056 nt
Organism: Triplophysa dalaica
Lineage: Eukaryota; Metazoa; Chordata; Actinopteri; Cypriniformes; Nemacheilidae
Product: tripartite motif-containing protein 16-like
Exons: 6
Coding region: 70-1710 (546 amino acids)
Molecular function (GO): zinc ion binding; protein binding
Source: RefSeq, a predicted model, not a curated record